AUGCCAGACGCGUCGGAACGUCGUGCGACGUGCGCCUCCAUCCCAAAAUCCUCGAUCAAACCGCUUCCGAUCCCGAAAAUGUCCGAGAAGCCGGCAGAGCCGGCGAUGAAAUCGAAGCGAUUCAGUCUGGUGCACAUGCCGUCGAAACAAGAGCGCCGAGUCACGAUACGGCCCUACGAGAGCUUCAGGUGAGAGAGAGAACUAGAAGAGGCAGAAAAAAGUGGAAGAGGGGCCCGGGAAAACAUGUUUUGAGUGACCGAAGAGAGAAUCGAAUCAGAGACCGUGUUUAUUCAACUGAAUACGACGGUAAUUGGGAUCAAUCAGCUGACCAAUUCCCGACGGAAUUUGUCAGUUUCAGAAGUGCUAUAACACCAAAUGGCGUUUUCAUGAAUUGAGCGGGUUUUCUCUGAUUUUUGUGGUCAACGGCGAUGAAAAAUGAUUGUUCGACAUGAAAACACACUAAUUCUCACAGAAUUAUGGACGUUUUGGCGCAUUUUUAGUGGAUUUCGCUUUUUCGAAAUUUCGUUUUUUUUCCCUAAAAACCGCACUUCUCAUUUUGCGCUUUCUUGACUGUUUUCAGACAGAAUUUGUUUUGAGAAUGAUAAAUUACGUAAAUACAAGCUUUUUGAGCGCUCGAACCGCGAAAAUUACCGAAAAGCAACUGAAAUUCACGCAGUUUUAGCCAAAAACCUUCAAACUUGACCAAAUUUGACGCUCUUGCGCUUAAAAAAUUCGUAAUAGCCUAUAUAAUCGGUCUAUCGUGAAACAAAUGAGAAAUUAUCGGUUUUUUGUGGCUAAUCUGGCAAAAAACACAAAUUUUGCUGUUAAGAUUUGAAUUUCGCGCCAAUGUAUCGCUCUAUUGGGCCCAUUGUCAGCUCUGGAGACCGUGUAUAACUGAAACUGAACAAUUUUACAUUUCAGAGAGCGAAAAGACGAAAAAUCGGAUUCGAUAACGUUCGGAUACGCGGCGCUGAGCACGAAUGAAGAGGACUCGAAGAAAGACAUGGAUAUGGAGGAUGGCCGGCCCGUCUCACCUUCCAUUUUCUCGAUUUACGGCGACGAGCCCGGUCCCUCCACGGUACUUUUCCACUCAAUUUACGCGUUUCUCGAAGUGUCCAUCGUUUAGAUUUGUGAGCAACCGGUCGGAGCUCAAGCGGACGUCUUCAUAGCCUCGUUAGGCGAGAAAAAGUUGACACAAAUCCGAAAAUUUCUGGACUCGACGCCGCGUGACGAUCAAAUGUACUUUUUAUGGGUCAAGGAUGUCAAUUGUAAUAAGGUUCGUGCUUUUUCUGAUCUUUUUCCCCGAAUUUUUUCACUUUCAGAUUACGGUAAUAUCAAUCAAAACGCUGGAAAAUCAUCUGAAGAAUGAUAGUCGUGUGAGACGGGUGAAGUGGAGGAACGCGUCGACGGAUCGAGUUUCCGUCUAUCGAUAUAGUCUGCCUGCGAUCACUUAUGAGGUAGCUUUUUAUUUUUUUAAAUUUAAAUUUUACCGAUACAAUGCAAACCAUUAUGCCGCGUCGAAAGUCUCGGAAAAACCGGAAAAACCGCAGGUUUUUUUGUCCAAAAUCGGCCGAAAUUUGCGUGAAAAACGGGACAGCUCAACGAAUGCGACCGUACCCGCUAAAACUACGGUAUUUUUUGAAAAUUUGCGCAAGAAAUUUGAAUAUUUUCAAAUUGCCUCAAGAAAUUAACACAAAUUUUCAAAAAAUACCGUAGUUUUAGGGGUACGGUCACAUUCGUUGAGCUGUGCGCACUCCCCGUUUUUCACGCAAAUUUCGGCCGACUUUGGACAGAAAAACCAGCGGUUUUUCCGGUUUUUCCAAGACUUUGGACGUGGCAUUAAGAAUUUUUGUUUGUACAUUUUAUCAGUUGACCACUUUUUGAUAGCUCUACAGACGGCUGAGAUAUAGAUCCGUAUCAAAUUUCACGAAAAUGUAUAUUCAAAGCUCGGCCACACCCAGUUCGUUGCAGAAGUCAAAAUUGUGCAAAGAGUGCAUGUGCCGUCACAAAAAGCUGUGUCUCCUGCUCGUCUGGCUCGCCUUCGUGCUCUUCCUGUGCCUCGUCGUCGUGCUCGGCUCGCUAUCGCCGGACGAUCGAGCGCAUCCGUUCGCGCACAACCAAUCACGCACCCUAACCCCUCAAUCCGUGCUCAUCUCCCAACAAACGCCGCCGCAAUUGUCAAACACAGUACUAUUGAACACUUCGCUGGUUGGAUAA
Messenger RNA from Caenorhabditis sp. 36 PRJEB53466, 2217 nucleotides. The record is from the annotation of a GenBank genome assembly. NCBI's taxonomy places the organism in Eukaryota, Metazoa, Nematoda, Chromadorea, Rhabditida, Rhabditidae.